AGUGGAUAAAGCUUAAAAAUAAUGUUGUUUAGUCAUGAAUCCAUCGGGACGUGAAAUGCUUCGUCCAAAGAAGACGCCUAUUUCAUUUCAGAAUCGCUCAUCCGGAACAUGUCUCAUCGCAUACAUUACAAAACGCAUUCUGAUUGGAUAAAGGUUUCAAAAUAUUUCUAUAUCCAAUUUUAGUGUCCCGUAAUACAAAAAUUGACAAUCGUCAGAGAGAUAAUACAUAAGUGAAGGCGAUUAGAUAAUCAGACUGAGAUCAAAGACGAAAUAUCUUUAUUUCGUAUGUUAAGACUGUUGCCAUGGAAAUGACGGGCGUUCGGAAUGUACCCCCUCUUCGACCAAUUCCAACCUAUAGUUUUAACCCCUAUGUAAUACAGACACAGAAUGGCACCAAACCUAACCAAAAAGAAACCAAAUUAUUCCAGCCAUGGAAAUCAGAAAGUGGACAGUGUUCACCAUGUAAGCCUGACCCUGGGUCUAUGUUAGCUCACUAUUUUCACCAGAGUACUGCGGACAUCAUCAACUACUAUAAACACCACUGGAAAUUUCUUCAAGCCUCGCUUUCAUUCGUUGCCACGUCUGCAGCUGCAACGACACUUGCUGAUCAAAAAUCGUCAUAUUCUAGUCGUCCACUACACCCGGAACCACUUCAGAGUUUUCCAUCAUCUCAAUCUAGCCUCGUUGAUUUACAAAACACGGUUAUAGCUGGAAGAAAACUGUUUCCAUGUCCUCAGUGUAGAUACACCACUGACAGAAGGAACAACCUUAAAAGACAUCUACUGACCAUGCAUCAACAAUCGUCCAAAGUCCUCGAAUGCUGCGGAAUAGUGUUUGGAACAAAGGCGUCUCUGCGUGAACACUCUAUGAUAUUCCAUUCCCAUGGUUACGUUUGUUUGUACUGUGGAAGACGAUUUUGUAGAAAAGCCUUAUUAAAGAGACAUCUUUCUGUUCAUAAUGGAAAAAAGGACUUCCGUUGUCAUUUGUGUGACUAUGCUACUAGUCACAAGAGCAAUUUGGAACGACAUAGAAAGGUUCAUUCACGACAAUGUGGCUUAGACUGUGAGAGUAGGUCGUCUGCAGACGAAAGCCCCUUAGUUGUGAACCAUUCUUAUGCCGUAGACCUGUCGUCUGCUGAAACGUCCGAUGAGGAAAUAGAUGUCAGCUCCGACUGACGAGGGAGGGUACACAAAAACUGAAACUAUCUAUAGGACUUAGAAACAAAAAUGUCAAGAAUGCCUUCUGCUAUAUUUAUACACGUGUAAUUGUUAAUAUUUGCAAAAUGUGUUUUUUUUAUUUUUACUAUUCACUUUUAAUAUUUUACUUAAAUCAAACCAGCGUAUACUUGUCUGCAUGAUGAUAAAACAAAAUGUUGUAAAUUUAGAAUUUCAUGUUGGUUUAACUCACCAUAUAUUGAUAUUUAUACUGUUAACAAAUAAAAUUCUUUUUAACAUUA
Messenger RNA from Saccostrea cuccullata (small rock oyster), 1456 nucleotides. RefSeq names its product zinc finger protein 510-like. NCBI's taxonomy places the organism in Eukaryota, Metazoa, Mollusca, Bivalvia, Ostreida, Ostreidae. Bases 303 to 1175 code for a protein of 290 amino acids. The transcript has 2 exons. The record is from RefSeq and is a predicted model, not a curated record.